AUGGUCUUUGAUUACCCCGUUUUUGAGAGGGAUGAAAGCGUUGUGGAUGACUUUUUUGGAACUAAGGUCUACGAUCCUUAUCGUUGGCUUGAAAAUCCUGAUAGCUACAAAACUAAGCAAUUUGUUCAAGCACAAAAUAACAUUACAAUGCCUUAUCUUGACUCUUGUCCAUACAGAAAUGAAGUCAAAUCCAAAAUAACGGAUCUAUGGAACUAUGGAAAAUAUCAAUGUGUUAUUCGGCGUGGUUCAAAAUACUUUUACUUCUAUAAUUCGGGCUUGCAAAAUCAAAGUGUGUUAUUUAUGACAGACGAUUUGAGCAAACGUGGCCAUGUAUUCUUUGACCCGAAUACGCUUUCUGAAGAUGGACUAAUUUCACUAAAUACAUUUGGUUUUUCUAAAGACGGUGAAUAUUUUGCUUACGGGUUAAGCAAUGCCGGUUCUGACUGGGUCACAAUAUAUGUUAAAAAAGUUGCAACUGGUGAAGAUUUGGAAGAUAAAUUGGAGAAAGUGAAAUUCACUGACGACAUCAAGUGGACUGUUGAUGGAAAAGGUUUCUUCUACGGGUGUUAUCCCAACGCUUCGACUAAUGCUGAUGGCACAGAAACUGAUACUAACUUUAAUCAAAAGCUGAUGUACCACUAUUUGGGUCGUCCUCAAUCUGAGGAUAUAAUCUGCGUUGAAUGGCCAGAGCAUCCAAAUUGGUCGAGUGAAGCGAAUGUUAGUGAUUGUGGUCGAUAUGUCUUUAUAACUGUCCUAGAGGGUUGUGAACGCAAUACCCUUCUUUAUUAUUCGGACAUGGAAGAAAUUAAUCGCAAAAUAACUGGUAAAUUAACAUUGAUCCCUAUUGUGGAUUCGUUUGAAGCGGUUUUCGAUUUCAUUACUGUUGAUGGUAGUAGCGUUGUUAUUCGAACUGACCUGGGUGCUCCAAUGUUUAAACUAAUUGUUGUUGAUCUUAAUAAUUCUACUCGUGAGAAUUGGAAGGAUCUAAUUCCACAUGAUGAGUCUUGUCUUCUUGAAUGGGCCGUAUGUGUCAAUGAAAAGGAUCUUGUUGUUUGCUCUAUGAAGGAUGUUUGUCAUAACCUAUCAGUUCAUGACUUGGAGUCAGGCAAGAGGAAACGUAAUAUACCUGUUGAUAUUGGUUCGAUUUCCGCCUUUUCAGGUAGAAAAGAAGAUACUUCGAUUUUCUUCCAAUUCACUUCUUUCUUUACUCCUGGCAUUGUUUACUCCUAUGAUUUAACUGAUCCUGAUGCAAAACCAAGGGUUUGUUUGCAACCUCAAAUUGCCUCGUUUAUUCUGCAUGUUUUUUUUUAUGAAACUACUAAGGGUAAAUUUUUUAUUUGA
Messenger RNA from Rodentolepis nana, 1341 nucleotides. NCBI's taxonomy places the organism in Eukaryota, Metazoa, Platyhelminthes, Cestoda, Cyclophyllidea, Hymenolepididae. The record is from the annotation of a GenBank genome assembly.